UAAGUUGUGGUUUUUAAACUGUUCACCAAAUCGUCUUCCUGCGAAAAAUCACCAUGUUCCGAAAUAUUCUAGUGAUUGCUCUUCUCCCAGCUAUAGCCUUUGCCGGUGAUGUUGUUGAAACGAGGGCCUGUUCCAAUGAUCGACCGGUUCCUCGAGAAGUGCGAGUAGACAACUGCCCUUCGGUUCCCUGUGAACUUGUUCGUGGAACGGAUGCCAACAUGGAAAUGGAUUUCACUGCUCCAUUUGACGCCACCACACUGAGCACACAAGUCGUUGCGACCGCUUUGGGAGUGACCGGGCCUUUCGAACUUCCGGAUGAUCGUGCCAGAGCUUGCGAUUGGUUGAUUGAUAAAUGUCCCGUUUCGCAGGGUGAAGAUUUGACGUACAACCUGCAGAUGCCGGUGUCGAACAUUUAUCCCCGUAUCAGUGUCACCAUUGAAGUCAGCUUGGUUGAUCAGGGCAAUCAAACACACGCUUGCUUCAUUCUAGACACCCGAGUCGUUUCAUCAUAA
Malaya genurostris is the source of this 512-nucleotide messenger RNA. RefSeq names its product NPC intracellular cholesterol transporter 2-like. The transcript is spliced from 2 exons. Gene Ontology annotation, molecular function: sterol binding. The record is from RefSeq and is a predicted model, not a curated record. Lineage: Eukaryota; Metazoa; Arthropoda; Insecta; Diptera; Culicidae. The coding region runs from base 54 to 512 and encodes 152 amino acids. Gene Ontology annotation, biological process: intracellular cholesterol transport.